AUGAACAAUUAUUCUGAUGCGGUUUUAAAAGCGGCUGAAAUAGUAGGAGAGGAUAAACCUUUAAACGAUUUAGAAAAAAACCGCAUUAAUAAAGCCCCUACUCCAGAAAAAAUUCAAGCAGGUUUAAUUGGCGAUAACAAAAAAAUCGAAACUUAUACCACUGAAACUGUGGUAAAAGGUAAAGGUUAUAAAAAAACUAUCCACAAAAUAGAUCCUUUAAAACAUUUGGCUCCCGAGGUCAAAAAAGCCCAUGAUUUUAUAGUCCAAAAAAUAGAUUUGGAAACUAUCUUAGAUAAUUUUCCUACUGACAACAAAAUUAAUAAAGAUAUUUACGAUGAAAAACAAGUCCCUGAUACGAUUAACUAUGAAGAAAUAAGGAUAUUAAAAGAUAAGCGAAUAGUAGAAUUAUUUAAACAAUAUUUUCAAGGUCAAAAUUCGACUAAAUUAGAUGAUAAAUCAAUUGAACUUAAGAUUAAUUACCAAGGAGAGGAUUUAUUUAAAAAACCUUUUCAAAUUAAUGAUGUUGAGGUCUUAAAAGUCAAAAAAGCGGACAUUGAUAAUGAAAUCGCCAAAGUUGAUAAACUAGUCCAAAAAAUAACCAACUUUAAAUUUUUACGAGAAUUAGAUGCCGAACAAGUCAAUAUUGACAAAACAUUCCAAGAGCUAAAAAGAAACUUAUUACCAGCAAAUAAAGACCAGCAAAUUACUGAUAUAGAUGGAGGACUGGAUAAAGUCGAAUUAGAUGGUAUAUUAGCUAAAAUGAAAGAUAAAGCUUGGGAUGCUACUAAUUAUGAGCAAGCGAAUACUAAGAUAAUAAAUGCUUUUUUGAAGGCUGAUUUGGGAAUAAAAGAAAUGAAUGAGAAAGAUUUGGAUGAGCCUAACGAAAAACUUUACGGCAAAAAUGAUGAUGGAGACCCACAGAGUUGGUUAAUGUCAAAGGGAGGGUAUGAAUUACCCGAUGACAUAGUUAAAUUCGAAGAAAAAUUACCUACUGAAAAAAGAGGUAGUUCUUUACUGAAAUACUUUUACGAAAAAUCAACGGAUCGGAAAAAUCGACCCUUUGACCCACAAAAGUAUAUCCACGAACCCGAUGCCGCCCAAAACUUUUUCUUAGUAAAAUCCAAAGAAAUCGAUGUUAUUGGUGGCGAUAAAGGAACUCAAGGACAUUUAGCGGUUGCGGCAGGAGGAGGAAAAACUACCAAGACCAUGAACUGUAUGGUAAAUGGGGGUAAAGAACAUGUAAUUUUAAUUUGUCCAACUCCUACUUUACGAGUUAAGGUUUUGAGAGGAACUUUAAAAGAAGCUACUCAACAAGAAAUAGAUGAUGGAUAUGCCGAAGAUCAACCAGUAGAAAUUUACGGAAAAGAAAUAAUAAAAGAAAUCAAAAGUAAAUUAGUUUCUAAAGAUGAUACGACAAUUGUUUUUGAUGAAGCCCAUUAUAAUAUCGGUGCUUAUCAGGCUUUACAAUUAAAAAUGGUGCAAGCAGAAUUUAAGGUAGUGCGAAUGUCAGCUACUUUCCCAGGAGUGCCAUUUUCAACUACUUCUACUUAUCCUAAGAAAUCUUUUUACAGUGGGGAAUUAGAUCCAAAAAUGCCUGGCUUCACCAUGAAGAUCGCUAAUGAAAAACAUGCGGAAGCCUUGGCUAAAUUCCGAAAGGUUGAUGUCUCAACGAUAAAAUGGCAAGAUGAAAAAGGGCAAUAUUUACCAGUGCCAGUUAGUUUAGAUGAAAGAUUUAGAUUUGGUAAAACGCUUAUUUUUGUUCGCGACAUAAAUAUUACCGCCGAACAAAGUGCCGUUUUUGGCACUAAAUACUCUUGCGUGGCUUUUACGCCAGUUUAUAAAGAUUUCUGCGAAACCGUUUCUUUUGGAAGACAACCAGGGGCAGUCAUGCUCGGAAAUUUCGAACACCAAAUGGGACUAACUUUUGAAAUAGAUACUGUGAUUUCUACAGGACUAAUCGAAGUUUCUAAUCUUGGUAAGAAUUUUGAAUAUUCGGAAAAAAUGACUCAAUUUAAUCCUAUCUCUUCCGACAUUCAGGAACAAGGACGAGGUGGAAGAAUUCAAAAUGGACUGUGGAUAACUCUAACCAAGGAAUGUCAAGAAAUUAUUGUUGAAGAAGACAUUGAAGCCGCAAUGGUUAAAGCUUGUGGAUUAGCUCAUCCGCAUCGCUUUGGUAAACCCCCAGCCGAAAUUUUAAUUGGCUUAAAAGUUGAUAAAAGUGAAAAAGACCGAGCCAAAAAAGGCGAACCUUUAACUAAAAUUGCUUGGAAAGUUGAAGCUGAUGCCAAAGGAAUGUUUGAACCAGAUACUCCAAAACCUGAAAUGAGAGCCAAUGAUGCUAAAGAAUUAUUAAAAGAAUUGAUUACUAAUUUCAUUGCUAAAGACAAAAACUUCCCCAAAGGCUUAAAUUUAAAAAGUCAAAGUAAUCUAAUUGGGGCAGUUUAUGGAAAAGCUUUGGAAGAAGAGAAAAAAAUAGGUAAACAAGAAAUUGCCGAAGAAAUGAAGAAUGUUUUAAAUGGGGCAAUUGAAAAAGAUAUUAAGAAAUUUAUCAAAGAUAAAGUUUAUGAUGAUAAUUAUCUGCGUUCGAAAGAUCCAAAAGUAAUCCAAGAUAUUGUUAACUUAUACCGCUUAAAUAAUACCAAAGUUUACUUUACUUUUGAGGAAAAUGAAGAAAAGAAAGAAGUUUGA
Molecule: messenger RNA, 2688 nt
Organism: Funneliformis geosporum
Lineage: Eukaryota; Fungi; Glomeromycota; Glomeromycetes; Glomerales; Glomeraceae
Source: the annotation of a GenBank genome assembly